AUGAACGCGCUUGAAGGUGCGGUCGCGGGACGCGUCGUUACUCGGUUUCCGCCGGAACCGUCCGGUUACUUGCACAUUGGGCAUUCCAAGGCGGCCCUCUUGAAUGAUUACUAUGCGCGCCGGUACAAAGGACGAGUCCUUUUACGUUUUGAUGACACUAAUCCGUCCAAGGAAAAGGCCGAAUUCGAAGAAUCCAUUUUAGUGGAUUUAGGGAAACUUGAAAUAACACCAGACUCCGUGUCAUACACGUCAGACUACUUCAAGCCCAUUACCGAAUAUGCGAAAAUAUUAAUCGGUGAAGGCCUCGCGUAUAUGGACAAUACCCCACAAGAAGAAAUGAAGACUGAGCGUGCUGAGCGCCAGGAAUCGAAACAUCGCAAUCAAACUCCUGAAGAAGCGCUAAAAUAUUUUCAGGAAAUGAGCAGUGGAAGCAAGGAGGGCGGUGCUUGGUGCUUGAGAGCCAAAAUUGAUAUGCAGAGUGACAAUGGUACAAUGCGCGAUCCUGUUCUUUUUCGUCAAAACACAACCCCACAUCAUCGUUCCGGAACUGCUUACAAAGCCUAUCCUACAUAUGAUUUGGCGUGUCCUAUUGUUGACUCCAUUGAAGGUGUUACUCAUACACUCCGAACCACUGAGUACAAUGACCGUGACGAGCAAUAUCAGUGGAUUGUCAAGGCCCUAAAGAUGCGACGACCACGCAUCCAUGCCUUUUCCCGUGUCAACUUUGUCAAUACCGUGCUAAGCAAGCGCAAGCUCACUUGGUUUGUGGAGAACGGCCAUGUCACUGGCUGGGACGAUGCGCGCUUUCCAACUGUGCGAGGAAUCGUUCGUCGAGGGCUCAGUAUUACAGCGCUUCGUAGCUUCAUGCUUUCUCAGGGUGCCUCACGCAGGGUCGUCAACAUGGACUGGGCGAAUUUCUGGGCAGAGAACAAAAAGGAAAUUGACAAGACAGCUCAACGUUUUAUGGCAAUUGAUAAAGCUCAGCAUACCCGUUUGGUUGUUACAAACGGUCCCAAAGAAGCAGAUUUUGCGUUCAGCGAGACUAGCUGCCAUCCCAAAGAUCCUUCGCUUGGAAGUCGGGCCAUGCGUUUGUGCGAUGAAGUGUUGCUGGAAUCAGUAGAUGUCAAGGAUAUUCAGCUUGGCGAAGAUAUAGUUUUGCUUCGUUGGGGCGUGGUGAAAAUCAGUAAAAUUGGAGGCGACCUUGAAGGCAAAUUUAUUCCCAACGGUGACUUUAAGGCGGCAAAGAAGAAGUUGAGUUGGAUUGCGAACGUUUCUACCAGUACGCCGGUUGUUCUAUACGAGUUUGACAAUCUGGUAUCCAAGGAAAAGCUAGAAGAAGAUGAUAAUUUCGAGGACUACAUCAAUCCAAACACGUUGGCCAUGACAGAUGUCAUUGGAGAUGCAGGCUUGAAAACGCUUCAGGAACAUGAUGUCAUCCAGCUUGAACGCCGUGGAUAUUAUCGUGUGGACCGCCCAUAUAUGGGCCCCGAAAAGCCGCUUGUUCUGUAUACAAUCCCCGACGGAAAGAAAAAGGCCAUGUCGGGCUUGUCAGGAAAACUGGACCAUCGUUAG
Messenger RNA from Phaeodactylum tricornutum CCAP 1055/1, 1572 nucleotides. Its product is annotated as glutamate-trna ligase. Gene Ontology annotation, molecular function: glutamate-tRNA ligase activity; ATP binding. The transcript is spliced from 2 exons. The record is from RefSeq and is a predicted model, not a curated record. Gene Ontology annotation, biological process: translation; glutamyl-tRNA aminoacylation. Lineage: Eukaryota; Bacillariophyta; Bacillariophyceae; Surirellales; Neidiaceae. Gene Ontology annotation, cellular component: methionyl glutamyl tRNA synthetase complex; cytoplasm; cytosol. Bases 1 to 1572 code for a protein of 523 amino acids.